Messenger RNA from Fundulus heteroclitus (mummichog), 449 nucleotides. RefSeq names its product prelamin-A/C-like. The record is from RefSeq and is a predicted model, not a curated record. NCBI's taxonomy places the organism in Eukaryota, Metazoa, Chordata, Actinopteri, Cyprinodontiformes, Fundulidae. The coding region runs from base 32 to 295 and encodes 87 amino acids. The transcript is spliced from 3 exons.
GACCACCCUGAUCAGCGCCAGUGGAGAGGAAAUGGCCACGAGGAAAGUGACGCGCUCCCUGUCCCAGGAUGAAGAUGAUGAUGACAUGGGAGCUCACAGCACCAGCGGAGAGCACGAAUACAACCUGCGCAGCCGCACUGUGGUCUGGGACUCGUGUGGACAGGCGGCGCCGACGGAGCGCUCCGGCGGAUUGGAAGGCCUUGGAGGACAUGCCUUCUUCAUGGGAACCAACGAGCCCAGACAGGUACUGGCCCGGUUCUACUGGUCCUUAUACAGCUCAACUGGUCCUCACUGAUGGGUUUUAUGAUGACGUAUUACAAACGAGGAGUUUAUUCCAGGUUAAAAUCAUAGGAAUGAAUCCAGUAAAAAAUUAGACCAAGUUGGUUAAAAUGUACUCAGUUUGGACUUGACUCCAAUGAACAGAUAAUUAAUGAUAAAAAAAUAAGAAA